GUACGUGAUCCUGGUGCGACGUAACUGUCGUGAGGCCUGGCUGCUCUUUUCAAAGGACCAGGGUGCCGUUACCAUCCCGAGUAUUUUAGCGAACCGAUGCGCGUCUCCGUCGUGCAGCUAAGAUGUAGUGUAGUGGACGUCUUUCCAAUAUGGCGUUUGCUGCUGUGUUGUACCUCGCAGAUGGACGUGAGGGACAAUACAAGCUUGCUAACAGGGACCGGCAGAUUGGGCUUAUCGUUGAUGAGCGUUUUGUGGCUGGGCUUCGAGGCGGUUGUGCGCACGAUCGGGAUCUCGAAACUCGACUCGUCGACACGGUGAAAUACAGGCACAACAGCGGUACUGGUACUCCAUCGUCUCGGGGAAGGGCUGAUACCAAAGGGGCGGUGAUAGUCGACUUUUCGGGCACCAAAUGGAUGAAGGGCACGCGGUUCGUGAUCGCGGAGGACGAGGUGUUCGGCGGUCGGUUCUAAGAGGAAAUAUCAUGUGCGGAGGCAGGCCCCAGGGAUAGGGGAGUUAGGCGAGACCGCCCAGUUGACUGUAUUGAGGUUCUCAAAGGGGUCAAUGCCGUUACUGAUAGUUUGCCGGCUAUAAGGACCGUCCGAGUAUAAGUAAGCAGGGAAGCUUCCCAGGAGCCGGACAGCAUGUCUCAGCUACGGCUGGCAGCGUUGCUUUCGAGGACCAGCUGAUGAUGCUCAGAUGGUUAUAUCGAAGAAGGGUGAGGAGGAUCUGAGAAUGGUGUUCCCAGGAGCUUGGCGGAACGGCAUGGGUGAGAGAGGGAAAAAAGAGCGGGGGAGAGAAAGGAAAAAAGUCAACGCCAGGCUCGGCGGUCGGGUCGGGUCGAGGGCAAGAUGUCGAGGGUUAAGAGGGAGCGAAAAGGAACUGAGGGCGUUGCGAUCGUUCCCACUUCCCAAAACUGCCCAACCUAACGUCAAAGGUAACGUCAAAUGGACGUGGCUCUCAGGCGGGCGGGAAAGCUUGGCCUAGCACUACGUCAGUACGGGCCCUUUGAAGGCCUCUUCGUUUCUCCUCCCCUGCCCCCCCCCCAUCCUUCCCCUAUCAGACAAACACAGCUACGGUCCGCUCGGGAGAAGGGGGAGUGACGCGGAAAGUUGCUGUGGCUCCAGUUUGCAAUGGAGGAAGAGCAAUGGAUGAUACCCGCUAAAGAAAGGCUGAGCAACGGGUUGAAGUUGAGGAGCACGCGAGGGAGGGUAAAGCGAUACACACGAUGCUU
This is a messenger RNA of Colletotrichum destructivum, 1231 nucleotides long. RefSeq lists its product as uncharacterized. NCBI's taxonomy places the organism in Eukaryota, Fungi, Ascomycota, Sordariomycetes, Glomerellales, Glomerellaceae. The record is from RefSeq and is a predicted model, not a curated record. The coding region runs from base 150 to 470 and encodes 106 amino acids. The transcript has a single exon.